Nasonia vitripennis (jewel wasp) is the source of this 940-nucleotide messenger RNA. RefSeq lists its product as uncharacterized. The coding region runs from base 116 to 544 and encodes 142 amino acids. The record is from RefSeq and is a predicted model, not a curated record. NCBI's taxonomy places the organism in Eukaryota, Metazoa, Arthropoda, Insecta, Hymenoptera, Pteromalidae. The transcript has 3 exons.
GAAAGACCUCAAUUGUUUUUAUCCGUGGUUACCAAAUUUAAUAAGUGCGUUUACUCUUUGAUUUCAAUUUUCAAUCUUUCUAACAGAUCAUAACUUUUGACGGAAAAAUAAAAAUAUGAAUAUGAAAAAUAUCUUAACGGAACAGUGCAAAAAUCGAGCAUUUGUCCCAUCAGAUUCGUCGUAUGGUUCAAGAAACUAUGACCCAGGCGUCCUGCAUCCCGAACAGAAAGAAAAAUUUAACCAAUACAAAAUCGUUUUGAGGCUUGAGAAUGAAGCGUACAUGCACAAUCAUCCGGAAAUUAGAGGACUCGUAUCAAUAAUGCUAAGGCACUUUCUGGAGAAAAAACCAUCAAGAGGCGAGGAAGUGCAGGAGCUCUGCGCUGCAUAUUUCGGAAGGCCGCGCGGCACAAUCGCCGCGGAGCUGCUGGAUUACCUUCUGGAAAUAAAACAGCAGGGUGCAAUCGUGGCGGAGCUGAGAAGAGAAGUAGCCUCUACUGCGACCGAAGCAGUGGAAAAGCCGCUAGAUCCCGAAUACCGACAAUGAUCGGCAAUGGCAGUAGCCGAGGCGGAGAGAGCGGCGUACGCCAACGCAAAAAUAAAAAGAGAGUCCGUUAGAAGGAGAGGGCAACAGAGAGAAAGCGAGGGGGAAGAAGAGCAAGUGCAAGUGUGAGCGAAAAAGAGAAAGAAAAGUCGUGGCGUGCUGUUUUCGGAGCUUUAAAAGAGCUUAGGAAAAGAUUGACCUGAAAAAAAACAUAACAUAAAGGCGACGAAUAACCGUAAAAUGAAGUACCCCAAGCGCAUCGUAUAUGCAUGAGGAUACUGAGACGCGACAAAAGUGCAGAGGGUGAAUGUUUUCUCAAAUGAAAUCUGCCUAUAAAAUCCAUAUGUAAUGCUAAAUUUUAAAUAACAAAAUAACCAAAAAUAUUAUCAAAAUCUUAAA